AUGCCUGUUCUUAUAGACACUUCCCAAUUGGCGCUUGGCGUGCCUAUGAGUGAUUGGAAUCCACCAUCCACCCACGCUGCCCUUGCCGGUGGUGGUGCGGUGCUAAUAGUAAACUUCCCCCUUCUCACACUCCGCCAAACACCGCAGCCAGGAACAAGCGUGCAUUCAAUCUCUCGUAACCUCAGUCACCUCCACAACCUCGAUCAACACCUUCUUUUCUCGUCUCGACUCUCAGUGCAUCCUCUUCAUCUUCUCUCCUGGCACGCGUCUGGCAACCCUAUUCUGCUUCUAUUGGCAUUCUCAAUCCUGUAUAACGACAAAUUUCACCGUAUUCUCCCUCAAAAUUCCCCUCGACCAAGGGCAAUCUCACCACCGUCACGUCCACGACUUUGCCUUUCGCCCACUUCCUUGUACGUUUCUUCGAUCCCGAGGACCACGGUCCCCUCUGUUCCUAUAUCUGGUACAACCUACCGUCCAGUCCUUUCAUCCUUGUCCACUUUGCUCGCCGCCACGCUUGGCUUGCUCAGAUUAAUUGAGAGCCGCACGUACACCAAAUUCGACCCUUGUCCUGGCUGGCCAGAGGCCUUGAGGUAUCGAGCGAGGCACAGGCACAUUCUUUGCUUUGAGGAGUAUUUAGGACUGCGUGUUUGUCCUUGGAAACAAACCUCGCGAUCCAAGCCCGCCACCCAGGCGGCGCAUCUCCCUACCACACCUUUUGAAAAACCGCUCAUAAAAUCCCCCGUCCCACCACCUUUCAGGAUCGAGAAGAGCUACGAUAUCUCCACGACUAGGUCUCCUACAGCGGACAUUGUGGCGGGUUCUCGCACUGUGUCAGUCCAGCCGCAGUCGCCCCUGGAGACUUCUAUGACAGGCAAUACGACGGAACAUGAUGGGAACAUUGCACCAAUAUCGAUGACCGUGCCAUAUAUCACGGCUCCAGUAGCAGCCAUGGAGGGGAAUCCGGACAGCCACAAUCAAUUCUCCACUCAACGAGGCGUAAAUAAUGAAUCCGCCCAGUCAAGGUCCUUGCCGUCCACACCCUACCAAAGACCUCAGUCUCGGUCUGGACAGAGAGUAACACGCUCCCCAGACCCGAGUACGAAGAGUGGCUCUCCACUGUCACUGCCCUCCGACAAAAGUCGAACCCCACCAGCCAGGGGAAGGCCUUAUGGAGGGUGCAAAUACGAGACAGGAAUGGCGCGGGCAAGACGGCGUGUGCCAUACUCAUUUGGACCAGAGCCCCUGCAAAAAGACAAAUCCGAUCUGAAGACUCGACUUAAUCAUGAGGAAGACGAGGCACUAACUCGUGAAAUGCAAAAUCUUUAUUCGCGGCUACUUCCCACUGCGGAAAGCGAGCAGCGGAGAACAACAUUCAUUGAUAAAUUGGACAGACUUCUUCGUGAUAAUUGGCCAACGUCUUCCUUCACAGUCAACGUCUUCGGUUCGACUGGAAACAACCUGGGGACUCUGGACUCCGAUGUCGACAUUUGCAUCACGACCGACUGCAAGGAAAUGGAACGAGUCUGCUCCAUUGCAGAAUUGCUGGCCAAAAACGGCAUGGAAAGAGUUGUCUGUGUUUCGAGUGCAAAGGUACCUAUAGUCAAGGUUUGGGAUCCUGAACUGCAGGUGGCCAGCGAUAUCAAUGUCAACAAUCCCCUCGCGCUUGAAAAUACCGACCUCGUGCGUACGUAUGUCGAUCUUGACAGCCGAGUGAGGCCUCUGGCUAUGAUCAUCAAAUACUGGGCGAAGCGGAGGAUCUUGAACGAUGCUGCCCUCGGUGGUACCCUCAGCUCUUAUACAUGGAUAUGUCUGGCCCUAAAUUUCCUGCAAACACGGGAUCCGCCUAUACUUCCUACUUUACAGCAGCAACCGAAGCUCGAGCCCAAAAUCCUAGCCGGCGUCAAUGUCUCCUUUGACCGCAAUACCGAAUCCUAUAAAGACUUUGGCGCUCGGAACAAGUCUUCGCUGGGCGAAUUAUUGUUCCACUUCUUUCGCUACUACGGACACGAACUUGAUUUUGAGCAGAAUGUGGUGUCAGUUCGGCUUGGGCGCAUCCUAUCCAAGGUCGAAAAACAAUGGCAUCUGCUUCAGGACAAUCGCUUGUGCGUUGAGGAGCCCUUCAACCUGUCCCGCAACCUGGCCAACACGGCUGAUGACACUUCUAUGCGUGGUAUUCAUUUGGAACUACGGAGAGCAUUCGAGCUAAUUGGAGAGGCCAAACUUGACGACUGUUGUGAGCAAUUCGAGUACCCUAAGGAAGAGAUCAAGCUAUCUGAACAUUUUGUACCUCCGUCAGCGAGACCGGUUAUCCCCCAGCCGCCCACACAGUCAUCGGCUCAGCCAUCAUUGCACCUAGGCAGGCCAGGGAAGGGCUCCAAUCGUGGAGGAAGAGGUUCCAAGGGUCCUAACAGCAACUCUCGCCGCUCCUCUAAUCCUACAGGGCGGACUUCGAAUUCCAUACGCAACUUCCCUUUUCAGAUGACCCCACAAGAACUUCAGCUACAAGCGCAACAUCAGCAACAUCUUCUCCACGACCAGUUAUUCCAGCAAUACCAAUAUCUACAGCUUCAAGAGCAAGAAUUGAGGAUGCAGCUACAUCAGCAAAACCUCCGUCACCGAGGGCUUCUGGCGGCAGGAUAUCAUCAACCUGCCGCAUACGGCCAAUACGGAUCGCAGGACGAAGGAUUUGAUGGCACGAACGGACAAAUCAAUGGCAUGAGUCGAGCGCCUAUGUCUGCGCCGUUGUACCAGCAGCGGUUUGGUCCUGCCUCACCUUAUCUCACAGCAGGUAGCCUGAGUCAAGGUGUUUCAACAAAUCCUCCUUCGCCUAGGGUCAACUCUGUUAUUCCUGACACGAGAAGAUUCUCAAGGCGGACAUCCCUCACACAGUCGUCCUCAGGACCGUCUCUAAGAGCUCAGUCGCAACCGGCUCGAGCUGUUCCAGUGUCUUCGUUUGGCCACAUUUCAGCUAGACCCGAUGUGUCCAUUCUGCAAGAGGCUGCUGGAGGACGCAGAUCAUCCGUGUCCUCUUCCUCCCAAGAACAAUUUCCUGGAUAUUUGGAAAAUGGCUACAACGUGGCUGGUUCUAUGUACGACUCCGGCCGAAGGCCGGCAGAGUAUCUGGGCUACUACGUGGGGCAGUCGCCGUCAUUAUCUGCGUAUACGCACAGCACCGCAAUCUCUCCUAUCCCGUCUCAUGUCGGCCUGGCCAUCCAAAACGGUGGAUUGUCACCUCGACUUGCUUCGGCGUCGAUCCGCUCUAAUGGGAGCAUGCAUUCGCCUCCUUUACAGGCUGUUCCGCCUGCUACAGCUGAGACACAAUCUAUUGCAGAGCCGGAGGCCAAGAAAUUUCCGGUCGGCAGUAUUCCCCCUCAGCCAAGGUCAGGUCCCUUGAUUGUUGAUGGUUCGGUCAACUCUCCACGGCGGAGACGGACGACACAAUCACUCAACGAAAGUGAUGAGCCCACGAACUUCAGCGCUUCAACUUCGGAAGAUCUUGCAUUCGACACACCUUCGAGUUCCGAUGAAAACUCUCAGGAUGCUCUUGAGCUCAACAAUCAUAAGAAGAGCCCCCCAGCCAGCCCUAGCGCUCCACAAAGGCGCUUGCACCAGAUGGCAGGUUCAUCACAACACAUGAAUGGAUUCUUGCCGUUCAGGACGUCACUGUCAGCUGCUCCACAAGACCUCCCAAUUCAAGAAACAAGGACCGAAGAGGCAAUGGCGAUGGCAGGACUAGGGGCUCUGAAGAAGCCAGGCACAGCAUGGACUCUGGAUCGACAGCUUUCUUCUGUGGAAGAAGUUCUUACGCCAUCUCCUAGAGUUGAAAGUUUCCUACCCGAAGGCCAGCCCCCUAACGUUGCCCAGUCGGUGGAUCAGGCGGAGCCCGCAGCAGCAUCAGAAGCAGAAACAACGACCCUUGCUAACGGGAACGGUGGCGACGAGGCCAUUGUAAAGCCACUAAGUCCGAGGACAAAUGGCUCGACUGGUGAAAAUGCAUCUCCGGCUUCUGCAGCCGUUGUCGGCGCCACCAAUGGCUGGGAGACGCAACAUCGCAAGAAAAAGAGAAGGAGCAAAAAGGCAGUCAAGUCGGAGAAUGAUGCGCAGGUUUUGAACACUACAAAGGGAGAAAUCCUGCCGGCCGAUGAGUCCCUACGAAAAGGUGGCUAG
Messenger RNA from Exophiala viscosa, 4167 nucleotides. Its product is annotated as poly(A) polymerase, variant. Gene Ontology annotation, molecular function: nucleotidyltransferase activity. The transcript has 3 exons. The coding region runs from base 1 to 4167 and encodes 1388 amino acids. Gene Ontology annotation, biological process: RNA 3'-end processing. Lineage: Eukaryota; Fungi; Ascomycota; Eurotiomycetes; Chaetothyriales; Herpotrichiellaceae. The record is from RefSeq and is a predicted model, not a curated record.